Aspergillus udagawae is the source of this 1227-nucleotide messenger RNA. Its product is annotated as putative MFS transporter. The transcript has 5 exons. Lineage: Eukaryota; Fungi; Ascomycota; Eurotiomycetes; Eurotiales; Aspergillaceae. The coding region runs from base 1 to 1227 and encodes 408 amino acids. Gene Ontology annotation, biological process: transmembrane transport. The record is from RefSeq and is a predicted model, not a curated record. Gene Ontology annotation, molecular function: transmembrane transporter activity. Gene Ontology annotation, cellular component: membrane.
AUGGAGCCACUUGAAGUAGAGACCCCUCAUCAACAAGUUCCCAGACCCUACCUCAAACUCAUCAGUGCCGCUUUCUCUUUCUUUGUAGCCGGCAUCAACGAUGGCAGUCUUGGAUCUCUGAUUCCUUAUAUCCGUCAAGGAUAUCAUAUCGACACAAAUUUGGUCGCUGUAGUAUAUGGCACGACAUUCUGCGGCUGGCUUCUCGCCGCGCUUUCCAACAGCCAUCUCUGCCAGUACCUUGAUCUGGGUGCCCUCCUGGUCCUAGGGGCGCUUCUUCAAGUUCUCGCUCACGCCUUGCGGACCUGGCUUCCUCCUUUUUCAUUGUUCGCAGUGACUUUCUUCUUUGCGAGUCUCGGCCAGGCAUAUCAAGAUACACACGCCAACACGUUUGUUGCGUCUGUCAAAGCGGCGCAUCGAUGGCUGGGGUUUAUUCAUGCCAUGUACAUGGCCGGGUGUCUUGUGGGCCCGUUUGUCUCGACGGCCGUGGCUUCCAUGGGCGUGCAAUCCCGCUGGAGUCUAUUCUAUGCUGCGCCGUUGGGACUAGGGGUAAUCAACCUGGUCCUAGUGGUGGUUGCAUUCAGGGAUUCGUUGAGGAUGACGCCGUGGCUUGGUGAAUCUUCUUCGGAGACAAGGAACGGGGGCUUGCAGGAGAUGCGGCAGACCGUCUGCACGCCUAGCGUGUGGUUGUUGAGUCUUUAUUUCUUUUUCUUCCUGGGCGCUGCCAUUACUGCUGGUGGAUGGAUUGUGGAAUACCUCGUUGAUGUGCGAAAAGGAGACCUCAAGGACAUGGGCUAUGUCCCUGCCGGCUUCUAUGGAGGGGCCUUCCUCGGCCGACUCAUUCUAGCUGAGCCAACCUACCGCUUGGGGGAACGACGCAUGAUCUUCAUCUACGUCGUGUUAUGUGUUGGACUGCAGCUGAUAUUCUGGCUGGUGCCAAAUAUCAUCACGGAAGCAGUAGCCAUCAGUCUUUUUGGCUUCUUUUCCGGUCCCUUUUUUGCCACCGGCAUAUCUGUUGCGUCCAAGAUCUUCUCGGCGGAAAUUCGCUCGUCUGCACUCGCUCUUGUGUUCGUGCUCGGGCAGGUGGGAGGGUCGAUUUUUCCAGCUGUCACAGGCAUUUUGGCAACUCAUGCUGGCGUUAAAGUCUUGCAGCCGAUUCUGGUCGGACUGCUAGGGGCCACGGGAGUUUCCUGGUUGAUGGUUCCAAGGGUGAGACUUCACAAUGAGUGA